Messenger RNA from [Torrubiella] hemipterigena, 2007 nucleotides. NCBI's taxonomy places the organism in Eukaryota, Fungi, Ascomycota, Sordariomycetes, Hypocreales, Clavicipitaceae. The record is from the annotation of a GenBank genome assembly.
CUCAAGAUUCACCUGGUUCGUUUUCAUUUCUAAUACUUGGAACCUCCUUAUAAGUGGAGCUCUCUCCGGCGAACCGUGCUCACCAUGGUGCAUCUCAUGGAUCUUCCACUAGAGGUUCUAGUUGCCAUUGUCAAAUCCAUGGACAGUACCAAUACGCUGCUACACGCAUGUCAAGCUAUCAGAACACUAUACGAGCGGAUACACGAAUUCAUCAGUCCUCGCAAGCGAGAUAAGUUGCUCCAUCUCGCCAUGAGCACUCACAGUACUGCGUUGCUGUUUGACUUGAUCCGCGCCGAUGACGAUUUUGUCAAAAGAGAUCCCACGCCGCUUUUAAUGCAUGCGGCAGGCAGAGCUGGGCAUACUGGAAGCUUGAGUCUCCUGCUCAAUACCUUUGACGCUGCGCAUCACGCAAGAGGAACUGAUGCAUUGCUGCAGCUAUUUUUGAAAGCAUUUGAAAAGAUGCGUGUCUCUGAUCGCAGCUAUUAUCUCAAUGCAGCCAUUACAAAAAUGAAGAUGGACAAUCAACAUCCAGGCCCAAUUCUGAAGACGAUGGCCACACCAAACGUGGAUGAGCAGGCCAGAAUCCGCCAAUUCAAGCUCGACUGGGUUUCGAUAGCUGAAGAUACAGUCGACUAUAGAAACGAAGAGAGACUGCCGGUUCGCUGGUUUCGUGAUGAUCUCAGAAUAGAGCCUUCACCAUCCGGCUGGACCAUGCAUAUGAGCCUCCGAAAGACCGGUUUCAAAGAAGACAACCCUCUCGUUUUGAUUUCAGCGGGCCAUUUACACUAUCGCCUAUUCUGUAUGUUUGGAGAAGCUUUAGACCAAUCGCUUGAUGUAGGCAAACAAUCUUGGGGCUACACUCUACGUCGAACAGGAGGCUGCCAAUCCGUCUUAGAAUUCUCAGACCACAAGAACUGGUGCUUUGUAGUGCGGUACAAGGGCACAGCAGAGUCUAGCGAAUUGGCGCUGGAUUUGCUUGGCCAUUUAUUCUCACCAUCAGCUGACCACCGAGCUGCGCUUUGUUUCGAGAGCAUCUUUCAACGCUGGAAUGGGUUUUCUGAAUUACUUAAAGCGUGUGGUAAGCUGAGCGGCAACAAGAAAUGGGACCAGCCUUCAAAGCGCAUCUAUGCUGGCCAUUUGUGGAAUGUUUUUAAACGCAUCCCAGUGACCGAUAGAAAGAUGUUGCUCGGAUUCAACGAAGUUAGAUCCAAAAAUUGGAACUCUUACGAUGUCCCAGACGCCGGGGCACUAGAUUCACGUCCAUGUCUUGUUUCAUACACGAGCGAUGCAUACAUGGUCAGGGACUAUUUCGCAACCCUCUGGACAUUGUUCCCAGUUCAGCCAGGUAGAUGGGAAACACGACAUAUGGGACGACUAAAAUGGGUUGAUGGGGACGACAACGACAACGAAGACGACGACGACUUGGUAGAAUGGAAGGAUUCGGAUCUUUAUACAUCAUUGGAGUAUAUGGAACUGUGCAAGUUGGAGGAGACUCAGCGUUCUCCCGGUUGGUAUCAGCCGUUUUUGCUUCGAGACCAUAUUUCACCUCAGAUGCUGUAUACCAUGCUCGACCACACGUUCCGCGGUGGUGAGUUGUAUAGCACUGAGGCGUCCAAGACUGCUACAAGACGUCAGGCGGAGUUUGAUCCCGUGACCGAAUCUCCAUGUAUCAUUCUGUAUUGGAUGGAGGACAUUAUGAAGGGAAAGACGCGGAUGACGAAAGCAACUUUUACAUUUGGCGCCGACGGUGCCAGUGUCAGGUUUACCGGAGUACAAAGGGCGGGUAGGUCUCUAAUGAAGAUGCUCCGCUGGAUGUGUUUUGGCAAUCUCGCGCAUCCAUACGAGCAUAGCCAAGUGAUGGACUGUACAGAUGAGUUAUUCUACUGUGGUGUCCUAAGUUUCCUAAAUGUUACCUAAUGUAGCUACACCAGUGUCUACAAAGUACGGCUAGAAAUAGGUCUAGCUUAGAAUUAAAUAGAUGGGCCAAUUCCUACUCCCGUCCAAAUU